This is a messenger RNA of Fonticula alba, 2911 nucleotides long. RefSeq lists its product as hypothetical. Gene Ontology annotation, molecular function: protein binding. The record is from RefSeq and is a predicted model, not a curated record. Gene Ontology annotation, biological process: microtubule depolymerization. The transcript is spliced from 7 exons. NCBI's taxonomy places the organism in Eukaryota, Rotosphaerida, Fonticulaceae. Bases 170 to 2860 code for a protein of 896 amino acids. Gene Ontology annotation, cellular component: katanin complex.
CCCCGCUCUUCCCUUUUGACCUUCCCCCUCUCCCUCACCAUCCUUUUGUGGUUCUCGCCCCCUCCCCCCAGGCCAUUGCCGAGACCUGCUCUGCACCCUCUCGCCCACUCGUUUCCCGUCCCUCGCCCUGGCCAGUCGCACGAGGCAUGCCAUUGAUUGGGAUCCCUCCAUGAACGGCUCGCUGUCUGGCUCUCUACCUCCCACCGCCCGGGGUGACCGAAUUCAACAACUCCAUGCCAUCCCCUGCGCUGAUGUCUUCGCCGCGCGUUUUGGCCGGCGAUCGGGCAGCAUCCUCGCCACUGGGCACGAUGGGGGCAUUGUCUCUCUUUGGGACGUGUCCAAGGGAAAGUGCAUCAAGUCCUUCACCGCACAUCAGUCCCCGUACCCGGUGAAGGCCCUGGACCUUGACCCCCAGGGGGAGGACGUCCUUCUGACUGGUGUCGCCGCCGGCGGAAGCCCUUCAGACACCGCACGCCAGGGCGAGAUCCGCGUUUGGGACCUGGAGUCUGAGGGUGUUGUUCGCACCUUCCAGAGUCCGCUUUGCCCGCUUGAUCGCAGGCCAACCGGCUGCGAUGCCCUCCGCUAUCACCCGAGUGACGACCUGUUUCUUUCCCUCCACUCGGCCUUCCUCGAUGUGGCUCAAAGUUCCACGCAACUGUGUGUUUGGGAUAUCCGCCAAAAUCGAAAUGUCUUCACCCUGCCCCUGGCCGGUGGUCGUGGACCUGCCCACCGGGCCGGGUCCCAUGGAUUACCGGGGCUCCAGUCGCCGAUCACCGCGGCCGAAUGGACCCCCGACGGGCGCUGGAUCGUCCUCGGUCUGACGGAUGGCUCUGUCCAGAUUUAUGAUCUGUCCAUGCCAUCGGCACCGGUGUUGAUGAAUACGCUGGCGGCAGCGGCGGACUUCGGUCCCGUGCGCAACCUUUCCAUCCACCCGCUUGAGCGACUCGUCUCGGCCACGCACAGUUUCGGCCGAAUGGUUUUUUGGAAUUUGGAAACCGGCCAGCAUGCCGGCCGGCCGGGUCUCCUCUCCGGGUCGGUCCUGCCCGCGGGCCGAGGUGGCCCGGUGACCGCCGCCCGAGCCGCCUCCCUGAGCCAGUCGCAUCUCAGCGGCCUGGAAGAAAUCACCGCACAGGCAUGUUUCAUUCCGUGUGCCGGGCGCGCGGCCCUGGUGGCCACGGCCGACGCGCUGGAGGUCAUCUCCUGGAAUCCGUAUACCCCGUGCGAUCUGGCGGAAGACCCCUGGCUUCGGGGCCCAGUUCGUGUGGCAUCAGCUUACGGGCAUCUGGCUCCGGCUGAGGGCCAGCUGACGCUUGGCCAGUCCGUUGCUUCGGUGCAUUCGUCCGGGCCCGGCGCCUCGCUGCCCGGGGCUACCCUCUUCGACAUGGCUUCCUUCUUCGGCACCGAGUAUUCGCUGGCCGCCGUGGUCGACCGGGCCCCUGGGCCAAUUGACGACCGCGAUCAUCUGGUUUCCUCCUCCACCUCGCGUCUGUGCCUUUUUUCCGUGGAUCUGGCCCAAUUCCGCCCCUUCGCCAAUCGACUUCUCCACCCGACCAAUGACCGGGCGCCCGAGAUUUCGCGCGAUCUGCGCGCGCCGGAUGACGUGUCUGCCGGCCCGGAGGAGGCACCGGCCGCGAUGGGUCCGGCAUUCUCCCUCCGUCGGAGUCGGCCCAGCUUCGGGGCCCCCGCCAGCCAAAGCCUGAAUGAGCCCCCCGCCAAGCGCCGGAUGCCGCCGUCCGAGCCCGAGCCACGCCCCGGGCCGCCUGCCGGGCCGCGUCCCGUUUCCCUGGGCGAGGCACGCGUGGCGGCUACUGCGAUUGCCGAGCCGCAGCCGCUGCUGUCUUCGGGACUCAGUCGUGGGAGCCUCUUCAGUUCGCGCCUGCAGCGCCUCCACCGGGCCGAGCCCGUCUCGACCGUGGCCACAGCACCGCCGGCUUGCGUCCCCCCCCCGGAGGUGCCUCGCUCUGCGGGAUCGCCCGCGCCAGGACUUGCUGCCCCGGCCGGUGCCCCCAUUCCGACCUCCGGUGCCGUUGCCCAUUUGACCACCAUCGACUUGUCGAUGGACUCGACCGUAACAGGGUCCCCCGUUUCCCCCUCCUCAACGGCCUCCUGGUCAUCGUCCCGGCGGGAGCCAGUUGACAAGCCGCCAGCCUCCACCUCGGUCCCUCCUUCGAUGUCCCUUUCUUCGGUCGAGCCAUUGCCCCCGGCGCGGCGGCCGGGCUCCCUGCCCGGGGUGCCGGCCGGCCGUGUGUCACUUUCAGAGGGGCCCGCCUGGCGGCAGUCCUCCACUCCCAUGGGCACGAUGGCCCCGGCGUCGGCGGUGGCCUCGCCCCCCCCUGCAGCAGCCCCGACGCCUGCUUCGGCUCGUGCUCGCCGGCCCAUCUUGAAGUCGGAUUCUCGUGUGCGUGCAGCCGACCUGGUUCGUGGGUCGAUGGCGGCCUCGUUACUGGCUCCGGCGCAGGUGGCCUCGCGCGAGCGCCUGGAGCCCCUCCUCCGGGACCCAUCAGAUGCCCGGGUGUCGGCGGUGUUGCGUGAUGUCUUUGGCGCCGAGGGCGAGUGCACUCGCUCGCUUCUGUCCGGCCGUCUGAACAUCUUUUCGUCACUCUCCUCAUCCACUCCACUUGGAGAACUGCCGGAGGCGUUGCUCCGUGCGGCAGCCGGCUCGCCGGACUACGGAAUGGCCUAUGAUGCGCUGGGCUCGGUGGUUGAUGGCCGCGAGGCCGCCACCCUUUUGGCCGAUGUGCCCGGGCAUGGGGGGCCGGCUGACGAUCGGGCCAGCCAGCUUCGUGUUUCGGCCGACCAUCUUCGCGGGCGCCUGGAUGGCUGCGAGAUCUCCUCCUUUGCAAUGGCUUUCCGUCGAUAGUCGAAAAAAUAUAGAUGUGCAAGGGCCCGCACUGCCUUCGCCCCUUUUUCC